UGAAUUGACAGGCUGUAGUGGCAGAGAUCUUGCCAAACGGUAUCUUCGAUCCGCCUCGAUCUACGAUCGCGUUACGAGUGCACUAGGUAGGGAUGGAGUUCGGGGCAGGAGAUGUUGCCCAAAUAUCAGCAGAACUUGCUCAAGUGGUUGAGGUGAUGAUGUCACCAAAUGUACCACAACAACAACGUUUAGAAGUAUAUAAUGCUUGUGAGAGAUUUAAAGAAUCUUCUCCUUUGUGUGCGCAAUGUGGACUAUACCUGGCACAAAAAUCACCAAAUAGAAGUUCGGUGGUUCGUCAUUUUGGACUACAGCUUAUGGAGCAUUGUAUUAAGUAUCGGUGGACUCAGAUAUCACAAUCGGAAAAGAUAUUUAUAAAGGAAAAUGCAAUGAAGCUACUCCAAGAAGGUAUAGAACCAUUGUUACAAGAGGAGGCUCAUAUUAAGGAUGCAUUGUCUCGAGUUGUGGUGGAAAUGAUAAAACGAGAGUGGCCACAACAAUGGCCUACACUACUAGCUGAACUUAGUCAAGCUUGUACAAGAGGCGAAAGUCAGACUGAAUUAGUUCUUCUUGUGUUUCUAAGGCUUGUGGAAGAUGUUGCCCUUCUACAAACAUUAGAAUCCAAUCAAAGGAGAAAGGACAUAUAUCAAGCACUUAACACAAAUAUGGCAGAGAUUUUUAGCUUUUUUUUAAGAUUGAUGGAACAACACAUUUCAGAGUUUCAAAAGAAAAGUAGUUUAGGAUGCACUUCCGAGGCGGCAGCACAUAGUAAAGUUGUUCAGGUAGUAUUGUCAACAUUAACUGGAUUUGUGGAAUGGAUUUCAAUUAAUCAUGUAAUGGCAGAAGAUGGUAGAUUACUGCAAAUAUUAUGUCUUCUACUAGGAGAUCCAAUAUUUCAGUGUUCGGCGGGUGAAUGUUUGUUGCAAAUUGUAAAUCGUAAAGGGAAAGCUGAAGACAGGAAACAAUUAAUGAUUCUGUUUUCUGAAGAUGCUCUAAGAUAUAUUUAUGCAGCAGCAACUGCAGCAUCGCCUAUUACUGGGUCAAAUGAGUUUAUUAACUCUUCUAACAACCAUUAUUUGUUUUUAAAGAAGCUUACACAGGUAUUAACUGGUAUGGCGACACAACUGUGUACACUUUGGGGCAAAGACGAUGGUUCCAGUAUUAGGCCAACGCAUUUCAACAUAUUUUUAGACACAGUAUUGACUUUCACUAUGUCUUCAAGCUUGACACUGAUACAUUUGGCAAACGCAAUUUGGAUAAUGUUGUUUAAACACGAACAGAUAAAACAAGAUCCGCUAUUGUUAACUUACAUACCGAAAUAUGUAGAAAGCACAGCGCCAAAAUUGAUAAAAGUUGCCUAUCCGCACGGUAGACAGAGUAAUGGAAUGAGCACGUACUGUCUUGCGGAUUACGAUUCGGAAGAAGAAUUUAACGUAUUUCUUCAUAGACUAAGAACUGACUUAUUGGAAGGAUUUCGGCAUGCGACGAUGGUAGCGCCAUUAGUAACGUUUACUUAUGUACAGCAAUGGUUAACAGCGAAAAUAACAAAAGGUAUGUCAGACCUUCGAUAUAAAAGUGAUCAGAAUGAUCCGCAAUAUCUUGAAUGGGAAGCUCUUGCACAAACUUUGGAUUCUGUUGUAUCGAAAAUUCUACUGAUCAACGAACGACCAAGCGUGCAAACUGGUUUGCAACUGUUGGAAUUAUGCCUCGGUUAUUCUCCCCAAGACCCUUGGUUACUGUCAGCUUUACUUUCUUGCAUUAGCGCUCUUUUUGUCUUCCUGUCUAUGUCAACUGGUUCGAUGGCUAUGCCAGGAGUAGCCAUCCUGCCAAGAGUACUGGAAAAGAUCUUUGCUGCUCUGGUAUUUGAAGCACCUGGUGAGACGAAGGGUACUCGAUCUAGAGCAGCAAAGAAUGUAAGACGUCAUGCGGCUAGUCUGAUGGUCAAGAUUAGUUUGAAGUAUCCAUUGCUGCUCCUCCCAGUGUUCGAUCAGAUACAUUCAAUGGUUCGUGGUUUAGCAAGAGAGCCAAGUUCUUUGUCCAAGAUGGAGGCUAUCACCCUGUACGAAGCAUUGUUACUGAUAUCGAAUCACUUCUGUGAUUAUGAAAGACAAACUAGAUUUGUUGCUGAAGUAAUUGGAGAAGGAUCAAUUCAUAGGAUUCGGUGUUCCAUUCCGGAUGAUCCGGAUCGUGCUGCGAGAGGCAGUUUUGUUGCAGCGCUUAGCGAAAGCGGAAAUCCGGUAUAUCGGAAUCCUGCUACACCACAUGUAAUUCCAAUUUUACCUACACUUUUCGCAUUGCUCAGGGCAAUGAACGCUCUCUUCACACCUGCAGCACUGACAGCUUUACCAGAGGAAUACAAAAAUGCUUACGAAUUACUGGAAUCAGAAAAAGCAAAUUUGUUGGGUUUAAAUGUAACGAGUGAUAAUGCUUCUGAACCUGAUCAAUCUUCGAGUACUGCUUUGAUUCGAAUGCAAUCAUUUCUCAGUAAUAUUAAUGAUCAGUGUUAUCAUAUGUUAGGUAGUGGAUGCCAUAUGAUUGGAAGAGACUUUUAUCAGUUACCUGGUUUGGCACCAGCACUUAUCAACUCAGUUUUUUCUAACAUGGAGAUGAUUCCGGACUACAGAUUACGACCUAUUAUACGUGUUUUCAUGAAACCAUUCAUAUAUUCCUGUCCUCCUGCAUUUUACGGAAGCGUACUUGUACCCGUGCUGGCUCAUAUUUCUACGCACAUGUGCCAAAGAUUAAGUGCCAAGUGGCAAUAUAUUGCUCAUCUUUACGAAUCUGGUGGUUUGGACGAAGAGAACACUGACACGCAGGAGGUUAUAGCUGACAUGUUGAACCGAAAUUUGACAAGGGACUUUGUAGACGUACUCAAAGUGGCCCUUGUUGGAGGUGCUGCUAGUGAUGCAACUCCCCCCGAUACAAUGGAACAAGACAUGGGAGGUAUGGCUAUAGAUCCUCCUUCAUCACGUGGUAAUAGCAUAGUUGCAGAAGUGGUCAGCGAAUUGGGUACCUUUGUUCUUCGACAUCCAUCUACGUGUCACAGUGUCGUCUUAUGCGUGUUAGGGGCUUUGACUUGGAAUGAUUCAAAUGCCAGUUUGAAAGCUACAACGCUGACUGGGCCAGUUGUACGAGCAUUAGCAGCUGAUGGUAGCCUGACACCUGCUAUGGCCGCUCAUAUUAUGGUAGCUAUCCUCCAAGGCUUACAGCUUCACGGACAACACGAGGCCAAUCAAGGAUCUCUGGUCACAUUGGGUACACAAGUUUACGAAUGUCUCCGACCUAAGUUCCCCAAUAUUAUUGAAGUAAUGCAAAAAAUUCCGGGCAUUAAUCCUACCGACCUGCAACGUUUCGACGAAAAAAUGGCUGUUGUUAGUACUAAAGGAAACAAGGUUGAGAAAGGAAAGAAGGAUUUGUUCAAGAAAAUCACAAAUCAGCUCAUUGGUCGAAGCGUUGGUCAGUUAUUCCGUAAAGAAGUUAAGAUAGAUAAUUUACCGCGGAUAGAAGUUUUUGGAAAAUCGCAGCAAACACGCGUUGACGAGAUCUCGAAGAAUUCGACUGACAGUGGUAUCGCUUCGUUGUUUGCAGGACCCACGUAGCAGAAACUACAUCUAGAU
This is a messenger RNA of Dufourea novaeangliae, 3614 nucleotides long. It is a transcript of the gene Ranbp21, whose product is annotated as exportin-5. The record is from RefSeq and is a predicted model, not a curated record. Gene Ontology annotation, cellular component: nucleus; RNA nuclear export complex; cytoplasm. Gene Ontology annotation, biological process: RNA export from nucleus; protein export from nucleus. The transcript is spliced from 10 exons. Lineage: Eukaryota; Metazoa; Arthropoda; Insecta; Hymenoptera; Halictidae. Gene Ontology annotation, molecular function: RNA binding; small GTPase binding; nuclear export signal receptor activity. The coding region runs from base 93 to 3596 and encodes 1167 amino acids.